Messenger RNA from Phytophthora infestans T30-4, 918 nucleotides. Its product is annotated as methylenetetrahydrofolate dehydrogenase [NAD+], putative. The transcript has 5 exons. Gene Ontology annotation, cellular component: cytosol. The record is from RefSeq and is a predicted model, not a curated record. Gene Ontology annotation, molecular function: methylenetetrahydrofolate dehydrogenase (NADP+) activity; methenyltetrahydrofolate cyclohydrolase activity; methylenetetrahydrofolate dehydrogenase (NAD+) activity. NCBI's taxonomy places the organism in Eukaryota, Oomycota, Peronosporomycetes, Peronosporales, Peronosporaceae. Gene Ontology annotation, biological process: tetrahydrofolate interconversion; purine nucleobase biosynthetic process. The coding region runs from base 1 to 918 and encodes 305 amino acids.
AUGGAGCUCGGGGAUGCCGUGAUAGGCCACAUCACGAGUGCAUUCGUGCUUGUGUUCGGCUUUAUGGUCCCCGCUGUACACAGCGUUGUUAGCUGGGAGACCAACCUCAGUCCCAUCGUUCCGCUCGUGUCGGGUACUGGUACUGUUUCACUGCGCGACGACGGUACCAUCAGCGCAAGGAGUCUGAAUCAACUCGACCUUAACAGCGAGAAGUGCCACGGACAUUCGCAAGUGUCAUGGCAAGGGGCAAUUGCCAUCCAGCCAUCCGUCAAACCGACGUCUACCACAAACAUCAAGAUGACCGACUCCGCCGGUGCGAAAAUGAACGCUGCGACCAUCGCCGAGCCCUUCAGCUUGGCCCGUGGGUCCCAAGCUCGUGGGUUUGCUGGCUCACGGCCCAAGAAGUACGCCGAGUGGACGGGCAAGGCCUGUGCACGCGACGGCAUCCGCUACGAGCUGCGCGAAGUGCCCAAGGACGAGCUGCUGGAGGCUUUGGAGAAGGCCAACAAAGACUCGGAUGUGCACGGUAUUCUCGUGUACUACCCGUGCUUCGGCGCCUUCCCGAGCUUCUUCGGUGGCACCAUGGACGAUUUUUUGCGCGACAGCAUCAGCAUUAAGAAGGACGUGGAAGGACUGUGCCAAUUCUACCGUGGCAACUUGUACCGUAACAUCCGCUACGUAGACGACGAGAAGACGCAAAAGUGCGUGCUGCCUUGCACACCUUUGGCAAUUGUCAAGAUCCUCGAACACCUUGGCGUUUAUGACAAGACCAAGCCUACUGGCGACCACUUGUCAGGUGUUAACAUCACGGUUGCUAACCGUAGUGACAUUGUAACAGCGAACGUCUCCUACUCGUUCACUUGCAGAGGUCGUGUACGAUGUCUGGACAGUGAGUACGACGGAAGAAGUAAGCGUUAA